This is a messenger RNA of Malassezia sympodialis ATCC 42132, 603 nucleotides long. RefSeq lists its product as uncharacterized. The record is from RefSeq and is a predicted model, not a curated record. NCBI's taxonomy places the organism in Eukaryota, Fungi, Basidiomycota, Malasseziomycetes, Malasseziales, Malasseziaceae.
AUGUCUUCUAAAGUAUACGAGCCUAUUGCCAAUCAUGCUAUCUCUGUGUACCCUCGGCUUAAUGCUCCGGGAUUCGAGUCGAGCAAGGUGUUUGCACUGACAGCCCUGUACCUGGCAUCGCCACCCCCUGGCUUCCCCAGUCAGCGCGCGCUUGGCAAGCACUUGUCGUCGCUGUACCUCUUCGUCUUGCACCCCAACAAGCGCGCAGGGAAGAAUGGCGACUUCCCUGAUGCGCCUGAGGUGUUCUAUAUCAAUGUAACAAAGAAUAAGACCGAGGUGGGUCGCGGCGCGGCAAGCAAGUUUAGCAAGCGUCUGCUCCAAGGCCGCACUCGCAACGUGGUUGUCGUGGAAUGCUCGGACAGGGACCUUGUGAACAUGGCAACGGGCAAGUCCCCGGUGAGCGCCAUGAUGGAUAAGAAAAAGAUCGUGAUUCGUGGCGACAUUGAAAAACUCGAAAAGAUCAGUGAGAUCCUGUACCAUGAGCGCUCCAAGCUGUACAGGUCGGUCGUGAGCGAGCCUGUGAAAAAGGAAGCGCAGGAAGUGCAGCUGGACGAGGAACCUCUUCAGUACAGCAUCAACAAUGUACCCCGUGCCCGCCUCUAA